GGGGCAGCAGAAGACAGCAGACAUUCCAAUUGGGUACACCAGCUGGAAUAGUUUAGUGGGAGCAUGACAAGAUCGACAUAUAUAUGGGCGCUAGCCGCCUGCCUGAUUGCAUGUGCCGCAGCCAAUGGCGGCUAUGGUAGCGGUCCUCAGGGCUAUGGCCCGGGUCCAGCUGAGUCUGGCGCCGAUGCCGCUUCGGCAGCUGCCGCUGCUGCUGGCCAAGGUGGUCAGGGUGGCGAGUAUGGACAUGGUGGUGCUGGUGCCGGCGCCGGCGGUGAGGGUGCCGAAGCCCUUGCCCAGGCUGCUCCCAGCACUUAUGGAUCCGAUCAGAACAUCCCAUACAAACCAGUCAAUACCAAAGGCAACACAUUGACCUCAUCCAUCACCUAUCCCCAGAACAAGGGCGAGAUCCUCAUCCAUCGUCCAGCCCCAAUCAUUGUGAAGCGUCCACCCACCAAGGUGCUGGUGAACCAUCCUCCAUUGGUGGUGAAGCCCGCUCCAGUGGUUCUGCACAAGCCUCCAGCAAUUGUCUUGCGCAAGGUCUACGUUAAGCACCACCCACGUCGCGUUAAGGUCGAGCCUGUCUUCGUGAAUGUGGUCAAGCCUCCAGCAGAGAAAUACUUCGUCAAUGAGAACAAGCAGGGCUAUGGUCAGAACCAUCAUCACGGACACCACCAGCAAGGCCCACAUGGCGGUCCACAUGGCGGUCCCCAUGGUGGUCACCAUGCCGGUCCCCAUGGCGGUCCCCAACAGGGACAAGCUCUGCCCGCCUAUGCCUCCGGUGCCGAUAGCGCUGCUGCCAGCGCUGGCUACCAACUCCUCCAGGGUGGUAACCACGGCCUCUCUGCCUUAGCCAACAUUGCCGGUGGUGAGCACCGUGAGGGUCACUAUGGUGGUGCCCAGCAAUACGGCGGUCCCGGUCCAGUUGGCCAAGGAGCUGGCGGCUAUGGCGCUCCUGCAUAUUAAGCCAGCCAAGCGAAUUCGCUGCAGGUUGAAGUUUUAAUUAGUUUUUAGGUUUUUACACCAAACAAAAAACACACAACACACCAGAAAUCUGCAAGUUUCGCAGCAAACAAAUAAAAAAAACAUUUUUUUGAAA
This is a messenger RNA of Drosophila willistoni, 1096 nucleotides long. It is a transcript of the gene Cp38, whose product is annotated as chorion protein S38. The record is from RefSeq and is a predicted model, not a curated record. The coding region runs from base 64 to 963 and encodes 299 amino acids. The transcript has 2 exons. NCBI's taxonomy places the organism in Eukaryota, Metazoa, Arthropoda, Insecta, Diptera, Drosophilidae.